GAGAAACUCCCCUUUCCCUAUCGCACGAGACGAAACCGCCGCCACGCCCAUGGCUGACUCCGGCUCCAUCGUCGUCACGGAGGCGCGGAAGCAGCACCCGCUGAGCCAGAUCGCGGCGAGCGGGACGCACCGGCUGCUGCUCAAGCAGUGGGUCAAGGAGGAGGACCUGCUGGCGCGCCGCGUCGCGCUGCGGGAGGCCCGCCUCGACGGCGCGCGCAAGGAGAUCGCCUUCCUCUACUGCGCCUUCUUCGCGUUCCACGCCGCCUCCGUCCUGCUCCUCUUCCUCUCCUCCUCCACCGCCGGCCCCGCCUCAGCGUGCAGGCGGUCCUGGAUCCCCUGCCUCGUCUCGCUGCUCUCCUCGCUCGCCAUGCUCUGGGCGCUGCGGUACAAGUCCGACACGGAGGCCGUCCUGGAGCGCCUGCUGGCGCGGGAGCGCGAGGACGCGCUGCUCCUCGCCAGGUGCGUCUCCGAGCUCAAGCGCAAGGGCCUCCACUUCGACCUGCUCAAGGAGGUGGACGCGCUGCGCAGGGCCAAGAGCCUCCGCGUCGAGGCCAAGGGCGCCGACAGGCCCAGGAGGUGGCAGGCCAGGGACCUCGCCGUCUUCGCGCUCUUCGCCGUCGCCUGCGGGGUGCUCGUGCUCACCAGGUUCCUGCUCUGCAAUUAGCCAACAUCGCAUUGCAUUGCAGGUGGAGGUGUUCAUUGCCUUGCCUUCUUGGCAUCUCCUUGAUAAUCGUCAUGACGAAGAGCACUGUUCGUUUUGGGCAGAACUGUUUGUUCUGCCAAUUUUGGUGUUGGGUCUUGUCGUUUGUAUACAACAAUAAAUCUGAUUCUUGGUAGACCUAGGGAUUCCCCAGUUUAUUUUGCGGAUGGAUUCAGUGGAACAAUUAAACAAGCUCAAUGUAAUCUCU
Zea mays is the source of this 908-nucleotide messenger RNA. RefSeq lists its product as uncharacterized. NCBI's taxonomy places the organism in Eukaryota, Viridiplantae, Streptophyta, Magnoliopsida, Poales, Poaceae. The transcript has a single exon. The record is from RefSeq and is marked predicted. The coding region runs from base 50 to 664 and encodes 204 amino acids.